This is a messenger RNA of Caenorhabditis bovis, 471 nucleotides long. The record is from the annotation of a GenBank genome assembly. NCBI's taxonomy places the organism in Eukaryota, Metazoa, Nematoda, Chromadorea, Rhabditida, Rhabditidae.
AUGCUGUUCGUGGUUUUCAUUCUCCUCGCCAUCGCAAAUGAGUCGUUCGGAUUCAUCGACGACAGUUUAUAUGAUGGCAUCAAGUAUAUGUUCGAUGUCUACGCCAUUGAUAUCAAGACUGUGGACAAACAUUUGAAUACGAUGCGGUAUUUGUUGGUGAGCAAUCAAAGGCAAUCGUUCAAUCGGAUGUUCCGCGUCGACAUCAGAAAAGCGUUUCCAUUUGAGAGCUCGCCGGGAGAGUUUUUCGAGCUGGCUCAAAGGGUUCCCGAGUUUCGCAACUACUAUCAGGUCCGACUCGUCUCGAACCCGAUUCCGGUGAGCAGGGAUCGAGUCGAGUUCACUUAUGUGACGCAAUAUUGCAAAUUGGUCCGGAAUCAGUGCACAAAGAAGGAGUACCGACUCAAAGCAUAUUUGUCAAUGAAGGCCGACAGCCCCAGCGGGUUUGGAUUCGAUCAGCUUUAUCCGGCCUAG